AUGGUCGGCGCACCCAAGGCGCACGCUCGCGGCAACUCCUACACCUCUUCCACGGCGUCGCGACCCGGUUCGACUACCUCUCGACCAACGACCGGUGCCUUCUCGAACACCAUGAGCUAUGGCUCGCGUCCUGCGUCCGCGCUGUCCCGUCCCCAGACAUCCUUCGGUACUCGCAAACUCCACGGAUCUUCGACGUCAAUGUCGCGACCCGCUACUUCGUUGGAUCACCACGCCGAUGACAAUGCAGGAAGUGUACUAGGAAAACGCAAGGGUAUGCCAUUGUCUAUUUUCUCCCAGUCUUGCAGUUCCUCCUGCCCCAUUGGACCCUUGGAUUCGCGCCUGCAUACCUCACGCCUCGAUGGAUUUCGUUCAGUGUCAACCUCUGGCGUGGACAACAAUCCCUCGGCGGUGGAGGCCCCAAGGAUAAAUAUGCAGGUAGCCGUCACUCCUAUUCCUUCUUCCCUACAUACCCGUGGAAAAUCAAGCGAUGCUGGUCCCAUGGAAUCUACACCAGCGAGACCUGGCCAGCGGUCCAAAUUUCCCAUUUUUACCCCAUCCAAGCCCGUUCAGCCACCUUCCGGUUCCCCCCUGAGAAAGUCCUCCAAAAGGGCUCCCAUCCCGUUGUUCCUUUCAAAAGAAUCCACAGUAACAAAUUUUAACCGUCCAUUAGAUUCCGAGUGGGAUCAGGAAAUGAAAGAAAAGACCAUGGAGGAGAUCAUGGCCCGUGUCUUCUCUCGCGUCAAUCAGUCUGGACAGGAAAGCCAAGGCCUGAAAGAAGCCGUGGAGGUGUACAAGGCCAGAAUCUACGAGCUUGAGGCUUCUAGAGAUGGACUAAACCAGACUAAUAUGAAACUGCGGGUCGAGAUGGAUUCACUGAACCAACAAUUAAGCGCAGCAGAGAACUCAUUGAAAGAGGCCCUGCGGGACCAGGAGAUCGCCAUGGACGACCUGGACCGACGUCAGCGAAUAGAGAUGGAAUCAAUCCGACAAGAGAGCAAGAAAGAGGUCGAAGCAUUAAACACUCGUCACCAGGAUGAUAUUCGAAGCCUGAAAAGAAAAUUCGAAAGCGAAAUUGCGGACGAAAAGGCCGCACGAGUACGAGAACUCGGCCAACUGACCUCGCAAUCUGCCUUGGAUAUUCAGAAAUCCGAAAUUGAGUUGGACAACAAGACUCGUGAAAUUAACGCUGCACUGGCCCAGAUUCAGGCCAUGAAAGCCGAAUUGGAACGCGAACGAAAAAUGACCCAUGACCUUCGACAUAACUUGGACACCGCCAGCACCAAUAGUGUCACCUUGGAAUCAACGAUCCGAGCUUUGAAGGCCCGUAUCGAGUUCUUGGAGGGAGGCCGAGAAGAACAAUCCCAAGCCUUUGAGCAAUGCAACCAGGCGAUGAUGGAUGCUCUAGCUGAGACCGAGGCAACCAAGGAGAAACUGCGCAGGGAAGAGACGCUACGCCGAAAACUCCACAAUCAAGUACAGGAACUCAAAGGCAACAUUCGUGUCUUCUGUCGUGUCCGACCAGCUCUCAACAGUGAACCACCCUCUGCCAUUGCUCCGAUGCAGUACCCCGACGAGUCGGAAGAGGCCAAGGAGAUUAAUGUCAUGGGCCCUGAAGAAAGAAGUAGUCUGGGCACCGUCUCGCGCAAGAACAACAAUUUUGCCUUUGAUCGGGUGUUUGGUCCAUCGACGAAUAACGGCGAGGUCUUUGAUGAGAUCAGCCAAUUAGUCCAGAGUGCAUUGGAUGGCUACAACGUGUGCAUCUUCUGUUACGGUCAAACUGGUAGUGGUAAGACCCACACCAUGUCCUCUCAGGACGGUAUGAUUCCGCUUGCCGUGCACCAGAUAUACGAGACGGCUCAAAGUCUGGAGGAGAAGGGCUGGCGAUACUCGAUGGAGGGUAAUUUCGUUGAGGUCUACAACGAGAAUCUGAACGACCUUCUCGGCAACCCGGAUGAACUCGACAAGAAGAAGCAUGAAAUCCGUCAUGACAUGCAGCGGGGCAAGACCACCAUCACUGAUAUCACCACCGUCCGGCUGGACUCGCCGGAGAUGGUUGAGUCUAUUCUCACAAGUGCGGCCGCAAACCGCUCCGUGGCGGCCACCAAGGCUAACGAGCGCUCUUCGCGGUCACACUCUGUGUUCAUCCUGAAGCUGAUCGGCGAAAACCAUAUCACUGGAGAGCGCAGCGAGGGCACUCUCAACUUGGUUGAUCUGGCUGGAAGUGAACGCCUCAGCCAUAGUGGUGCCACAGGAGAGCGCCUCAAGGAGACCCAAAAUAUCAACCGCAGUCUCAGCUCGCUCGGCGAUGUUAUUGCUGCUCUUGGCCAGGGCAAAGAUGGUGGACAUAUUCCGUACCGCAACAGCAAGUUGACCUAUCUCCUCCAAUUUUCCCUUGGUGGCAACUCCAAGACGCUCAUGUUCGUCAUGGUCAGCCCGCUACAGGCACACCUGUCCGAAACCUUGACAAGCUUGAAGUUUGCCACGAAGGUGCAUAACACUCACAUCGGCACUGCAAAGCGCCAGGCGCGUGUCCGCGACUCUUGA
Molecule: messenger RNA, 2544 nt
Organism: Penicillium daleae
Lineage: Eukaryota; Fungi; Ascomycota; Eurotiomycetes; Eurotiales; Aspergillaceae
Product: putative kinesin family protein (KlpA)
Exons: 3
Coding region: 1-2544 (847 amino acids)
Biological process (GO): microtubule-based movement
Molecular function (GO): microtubule motor activity; microtubule binding; ATP binding
Source: RefSeq, a predicted model, not a curated record